Stegodyphus dumicola is the source of this 1977-nucleotide messenger RNA. It is a transcript of the gene SMC5, whose product is annotated as structural maintenance of chromosomes 5. Gene Ontology annotation, cellular component: Smc5-Smc6 complex; nucleus. Lineage: Eukaryota; Metazoa; Arthropoda; Arachnida; Araneae; Eresidae. Gene Ontology annotation, biological process: double-strand break repair via homologous recombination. The record is from RefSeq and is a predicted model, not a curated record. Gene Ontology annotation, molecular function: single-stranded DNA binding; ATP hydrolysis activity.
UAGAAACUGUGAAAAAAUUCAAUAUUGAUAUGAGCAAUCUAUGCCAGUUUCUACCUCAAGAGAGAGUUACAGAAUUCUCAAAGAUGAAUAAGAGUCUUAGACUAGAGAAUAUGCUUCAAGCAAUUGGUGAACCACAUUUAUUUUCAUUAUUUAAUGACUUAAAAAAGUUGAGAAAAAGUUUCUGUGAAAUGGAGGAAGAUAUCAAAAAACUUGAAAAUAAAAAGGCUGCAGCACAACAGAAAAAUGAGAGAUUGUUGACUGAAGUUAGCAAACAGGAGCAGAUAAAACACCUGAAAUCAAAUCUGAAAAUGUUGCAACAACAUCUUGUUAUCUUGGAAUACAGUUUAAUUAGAGAAGAGUUUACAAAACUGAGAUUACAAAGAAAGGAACAGGUGGCUGUAAAAAAUAGAAUUUUAGAAAGAGAAAAUGCUGUGAAAGAACAAGAAAAUGCUGUUAUAAUUGAGUGUGAGCAACUUAAGACUCAAAUAAAUAACAUGAAAAAAAGAGCAGUAAGCUUACAGAAGGAAAUAUUAGCAACACUAAAAGGCUUAAAUGAAUGUCAUGAAAAGGUAGAUAGUGCAAAAAUUGAAUACAGGAAUAAACUUGCUGAGAAAGAAGAACAGAAAACAAUUCUAAGAGAUUUGGAAACACAGAUCGCAGGAUUCCAACGGGUGUAUGAUACUGAACAUGAGAAAGUACCUGAAAUCGAAAGUAAUAUCCACCAUUUGACAUGUGAAGCCAUUGCUGUUGACUCAAGAAUAAAGUCUCUUCAACCAGAGGUGGCAAAAGGGAAGGUUGAUGUAGAAAGACAAAAGUAUCUUUAUGAAAAAUUAUUACAAAGGCAGAAUGACAUGAGAAAUGAAAGGCAUAGAAAACUGCGUGCAUUAAGAAAUAUGAGUAAGGAUACAUAUGAAGCUGUUUGUUGGCUUGAAGAAAAUCGAAGUUUAUUUAAGAAGCCCAUUUUCCCACCUAUUUUUUUAGAAAUUAAAAUAAAUGAUGAAGAUCGGAAAUAUAUUGAAAACCAUAUAAAGCGAAGAGAUCUCUUUGCUUUUAUCUGUACUGAUAAAGAAGAUAAUAAAACCUUUACUAAGCUUGUAAGAGUAGAGAAAAAGCUGAAUAUCAAUAUUGUUCUAGCUCCUGAAGAGAGUUUAUCUAGUUUCAAUACACUUGAAUUGACAUCAGAACAUAGGAAAUGUGGGCUGCAGCGCAUGUUGAAGGACUUGUUCACAGUACCUGAUGCAGUGAUGAGUUUCUUGUGUUGUUGUUAUAAUGUACAUAGAAUACCUGUUGGAACUGAUAUCUGUGAAGACAAUUUAGAAAAACUUAUUUCAUCAUUUCCAACAUUCUUCACUCCCAAUGUGAAGAUAUCUGCUGUUAGAUCACGGUAUGGAGCACGGAAUGUAUCUGUCAGUAAAGACCAAAUCCUAGGUAAAAACAUCCUUCAAAGUUCAAAAGGUGAGGAUAUUGAAGAACAUGAAAAAGAACUUAAGCGGUCAGAGCAGAUUUUAAUACAUUUGGAACAGGAAUAUCACAAAUCAGAAGAAGAAUUAGUGAGUUCAGUUCAAGAGCAGGAUUUAAAGAAACAGCAAAUAGAUGAACUGAAUAAAAGACUGGUAUCGAUAAGAAAUUUAAAGCAAAAAUUGAUAAUAAAGCAACAACAGUAUGACAAAAAGAGUUCACAAAUUAUUGAUGAGGAAGAGGAGAAGAAAAGAGUUACAGAAAAGGUUCGACAUUUUAACCAAGCAAAACUAAAGUAUCUUAAACAACUAAAACUUCUUUUCAAAGAAUCACUUGUAGUACAAAAAGACAUAAUAAAAGUUACACUCAAGUUGAUAAAAGAAUUAAAAAAGCAUGAUACUAUAAAAGCAGAGUUGGAAAACAUUGCAAAUAAUUUAAGAAUUGCUAAUGAUGAAAUCCUUCGGCUUUCGGUAUAAAAUCUUUUCUUUCUUUUUUCAAAUUAAAAGAAUCAAAAUAUCU